This is a messenger RNA of Protopolystoma xenopodis, 282 nucleotides long. The record is from the annotation of a GenBank genome assembly. Lineage: Eukaryota; Metazoa; Platyhelminthes; Monogenea; Polystomatidea; Polystomatidae.
UACGAUAGCAUACAAUAUUGGCAUUUGGCUGCCUUGGAGACAAUCACUCGAAUGCGACCUAAGCUUGAGCCGAAUCCCAACUUCACUCCCCACCUGGCCGCCAGUAUGGAGCGCGACGGGCGCUCUAUUUCUGUAGCAAACUUUAUUGGCCGAAAUGAUGGUAGCAGGGUGGCUACAAGUCGAAGAGCAAUUUCCAGAUACUCGGAGGCUGAGGUGGGCAAGCCAAGGCCGUUGGAUGUAUCGGCCUCGAAGAGGAUGGUCACCCCAGUAACAGGUGAGUAG